Nicotiana attenuata is the source of this 1641-nucleotide messenger RNA. RefSeq lists its product as uncharacterized. Lineage: Eukaryota; Viridiplantae; Streptophyta; Magnoliopsida; Solanales; Solanaceae. The record is from RefSeq and is a predicted model, not a curated record. Bases 1 to 1641 code for a protein of 546 amino acids. The transcript has 2 exons.
AUGCAUGAUGAUAUUGAUGGAUUACUUCACGACACAUUUAGAAAUAUAGAAGGUGAGCCGGUACAAGAAGAAGGGAUGAGAAAGGCUUUAUCUGAAGAUGCUAAGAGAUUUUUUAAAUUAUUAGAGGAAGGGAAACAAGAAUUAUAUCCAGAGUGUGAAAAAUUCAGUAAAUUGAGUUUCACCAUCCGGUUGUACUUGUUUAAGUCUUUGCAUGGGUUGAGUAAUGUAGCCUUUUCAGACUUGUUAGAGUUGUUAAAAGAGGCAUUUCCCCUUGCUAAGCUGCCAGAGUCUUUCAACAAGGCUAAAAAUAUGAUAAAAGAUUUGGGUCUUCAUUACGAAAAAAUACAUGCAUGCCCUAAUUAUUGCAUGCUAUUUUGGAAUGACAAUGCAAAGGCCGAUAAUUGCUCUGUUUGUGGGUCUUCUAGAUGGAAACGUUCUAAUCGUGCCUGGACUAAUACAAGUUCUAAAGUUCCUGCAAAGGUUUUAAGGUACUUUCCCUUGAAGCCUAGGCUUCAGAGGAUAUUCAUGUGUCUUGAAACAGCUAUUGCAAUGAGAUGGCAUGCUAAUGAACGACCUAAUGAUGGGAAUUUGAGGCAUCCCGCUAAUGGAGAAGCAUGGAAGGAUUUUGAGUCUCUACAUCCUGACUUCUCUAAAGAUCCACGCAAUGUUAGGUUGGGUCUUUCAAGUGAUGGUUUCAACCCAUUUCGAACCAUGAGCAUUUCUCAUAGCACGUGGCCUGUCAUGUUAAUGAACUAUAAUUUAUCACCAUGGAUUUGCAUGAAGCCAGAAUAUAUCAUGUUGUCAAUGAUCAUUCCAGGUCCUUCAUCUCCAGGAAAUGAUAUAGAUGUGUACUUACAACCACUUAUUGCAGAAUUGAAGGAACUAUGGGAAACUGGGAUAGAAACAUAUGAUGCUGAGACAAAGCAAACAUUUCAAAUGCGUGCAGCCUUGUUGUGGACAAUUAGUGAUUUUCCAGCAUUAGCUAUGCUUUCAGGAUGGAUCACCAAGGGGAGGUUGGCAUGCCCCACUUGUAAUUAUGACACAUGCUCUCUAUAUCUCAAACACAGUCAUAAGAUGUCUUACAUGGGCCAUCGAAGAUUUUUGCCGCAUGAUCAUCCUUUGCGGAAAGAAAAGAAAUCAUUUGAUGGUAAGGAGGAACAUAGACCUGCACCCACUCCUUUGUCGGGUUUAGAAGUGUUUCAAGAGCUGCUUGAAUUCAACAAUGUUUUUGGAAAGGGCAAAAAGAAAAGACCUCGGGAUAACAAGGAAAAAAAGUCAAAGGAUCAUGUAAAUGCUCGCUAUGACUUAAAAGAAAUGGGGAUACGAGAGGAGUUACAACCAAGAGAAGAUGAUGAUGGAUCAGUGAGUUUGGCUAAAGCUUGUUUCUACAUGGAACCAAAACAGAAAAGUAUAUUUUGUACCGUCAUAAAAAAUGCCAAGUUACCAAAAGGUUGUGCUUCAAAUAUUUCAGAACGUGUGCAAGUGAAGGAGAUGAAAAUAUCAGGGUACAAGAGUCAUGAUGCUCAUUUUAUAAUGCAUUACUCGCUCCAGGUUGCUGUUAGAAAGGCGUUGCCCAAGAGUGUUUCAUUGGCCUUGAUUAGGUUGGGUAAUUUUUUUAAAGCCAUAUGUAGUAGGUCAUAA